AUGUGUGACACGGAAUUGGGCAGUGGCAAGAUGAAGGAGCCCAGCAUGGGUGUCAGGAGUCGUGUGUCCUGGUACGAGCGGUUUGUGCAGCCCUGCCUGGUGGAGAUGCUGGGCUCUGCCCUGUUCAUCUUCAUUGGGUGUCUAUCAGUCAUCCAGAAUGGGUCUGACACUGGACUGCUGCAGCCGGCCCUGGCUCACGGGCUGGCCUUGGGGCUCAUCAUUGCCUCGCUGGGGAACAUCAGUGGUGGACACUUUAACCCUGCGGUGUCACUGAUGGCCACGUUGGUUGGAGGCCUCAACCUGAUGAUGCUUUUUCCCUACUGGAUCUCCCAGCUGUGCGGGGGCCUGAUUGGGGCCGCCUUGGCCAAGGCAGUGAGUCCUGAGGAGAGGUUCUGGAAUGCGACCGGGGCCGCCUUUGCGACUGUCCAAGAGCAGGGGCAGGUUGCAGGGGCGCUGGGGGCAGAGAUCAUCCUGACAACAUUGUUGGUACUGGCCGUGGGCAUGGGCGCCAUCAAUGAGAAGACACGGGGUACUCUGGCCCCAUUCUCCAUCGGCUUCUCUGUCACUGUGGAUAUCCUGGCAGGGGGUAUGGUCUCUGGAGCAUGCAUGAACCCUGCUCGUGCCUUUGGACCUGCUGUGAUGGCUGGCCACUGGGACUUCCACUGGAUCUACUGGCUAGGCCCACUCCUGGCUGGCCUGCUUGUAGGACUGCUUAUUAGGUUCUUCAUUGGAGAUGGGAAAACCCGCCUAAUCCUGAAGGGCCGAUGA
This is a messenger RNA of Castor canadensis (American beaver), 768 nucleotides long. It is a transcript of the gene Aqp8, whose product is annotated as aquaporin 8. Gene Ontology annotation, cellular component: plasma membrane. Gene Ontology annotation, molecular function: water channel activity. The record is from RefSeq and is a predicted model, not a curated record. Lineage: Eukaryota; Metazoa; Chordata; Mammalia; Rodentia; Castoridae. Gene Ontology annotation, biological process: transmembrane transport; water transport.